This is a messenger RNA of Drosophila simulans, 2276 nucleotides long. RefSeq names its product paxillin (gene Pax). NCBI's taxonomy places the organism in Eukaryota, Metazoa, Arthropoda, Insecta, Diptera, Drosophilidae. The record is from RefSeq and is a predicted model, not a curated record. The coding region runs from base 209 to 1954 and encodes 581 amino acids. The transcript has 8 exons.
CCGUCGUCGAGAGCCCCGAAAGGCCAAAAAUAAAAAUGCGCUUAUAAAUAAUUCAAAUAAAACAUUUUGCCGGUGGCGCAGUGCAACAUAGUCAGCCAAACCUGCUGAGCUGCUUGGGGAACAUAAAAUGUCACUUAACAUAUUCUCGAUUAAUCAUUAACGUUUCAAUCAAAUCAGUGCGAAAAGCAAGUGAAUCUCGUUCGCCACCAUGGAUAGAACAAUGUACGGGAAGAUCGAUCCGGGUGCUAGGCAACCCUAUCGCACGGCUCGCAGCAAGGGUAUCCUGCCAGGAUAUGCUCUAUUAGCCGACCUGCAAAACAGUGUGCCAGGCCAGCCGCAGCAGCCCCAGCCGCAAUAUGGAACUGUCCAGCCCAAGCAUCAACCUCUGCAGCAACAGCAGUUCGUGGACAACACUCCAGGUUAUGGAAGUCUCAGGGGCAAAGCCCAGCCCCAGGUGUAUCAAGAGCACUACAGCGUAGAGACACGCUCUCCAACGGCAGUACACGAUUUCAAUGGCUCCUCCACGGCUCCGGGAUACGCUAACCAGGGAUCGCUGCCACGUCAGGCGGCGGGAGCAAGCACAGGACUCUCAGAACUGGACUCCUUGCUGCAGGAUCUGCAGAAAAUCGAUGUACCGGUCAACUACAGUACUCCAGUCUCGAAAUACAAUACGAUGAAUAGUUAUGCCACCGUGGAAGAACGUCCUUCAGUGGACAGCCUGCUGAAUGAACUGGACAAUGCUCACAUCUAUGCUGUUCCUAACGGAUCUGCGCAUAAAUCUCCGACGCCGGGACGCCAUGUCACCAUUACCGUUCGGGAAACGAAGACGGAGAAGUUGACGGGUCCAGAUGGACCAGUUGGCACUGUCGAGGAGCAAAUUGUGCAGCAGAAGGAUUCUUAUACGCCCAACCAUGCUGUUUCGGGACAACAGGUGCAUCAGGCCUAUACGUCGCAGGCCACCAAGGAACUGGAUGAUCUGAUGGCUUCACUCUCCGACUUCAAGGUCAGCAACGGAACGAACGGCAUCGGAAACGGCAGUCAUCCGCAACAGCAUUCGUCCACUGUGCAGCACCAGACGGUAACCGACUACGCCAGACCAAACAAGGGCAGCCAGCAGGCACAUCUCACCCAGACGAUCGAGGAGACGACCAUCGUCGAGGACAGUCGCGAGGAUCAGUUGGAUUCUAUGCUAGGCAAUCUACAGGCCAAUAUGAGUCGCCAAGGAGUCAAUACCGUGCAGAAGGGCUGCUGCAAUGCCUGCGAGAAGCCCAUUGUGGGCCAGGUGAUCACAGCCCUGGGCAAGACAUGGCAUCCGGAGCACUUCACGUGCAACCACUGCAGCCAGGAGUUGGGCACCCGCAAUUUCUUCGAGCGCGACGGCUUCCCCUACUGCGAGCCUGACUACCACAAUCUGUUCAGCCCGCGCUGCGCCUACUGCAACGGCGCCAUUCUGGACAAGUGCGUCACGGCGCUGGACAAGACCUGGCACACGGAGCACUUCUUCUGCGCCCAGUGCGGCCAGCAGUUCGGCGAGGAGGGAUUCCAUGAGCGCGACGGCAAGCCGUACUGCCGCAACGACUACUUCGAGAUGUUUGCCCCGAAGUGCAACGGCUGCAACCGCGCCAUCAUGGAGAACUACAUCUCGGCGCUGAACUCGCAGUGGCAUCCGGAUUGCUUCGUCUGCAGGGACUGCCGACAGCCCUUCCAGGGAGGAUCCUUCUUUGAUCACGAGGGACUGCCGUACUGCGAGACGCACUACCAUGCCAAGCGAGGAUCCCUGUGCGCCGGGUGCUCCAAACCCAUCACCGGACGCUGCAUCACGGCCAUGUUCAAGAAAUUCCACCCGGAACACUUCGUCUGCGCCUUCUGCCUAAAGCAGUUGAAUAAGGGCACUUUCAAGGAGCAGAAGGACAAGCCAUACUGCCACACCUGCUUCGACAAGAUAUUCGGAUGAAGAUAUUCGCAGCUGCCAAACUCUAGUUAUGCAUAUAAUACUGUUUUUUAUACGAUUUACGAACCCAAUCAAAAACGCACAAGCCCCCCACACACACACACCCACACACCCGUACACCUACUUACCGUGCAUCUGUGCUUUGUAUAACCGAGUCAAUUUAGUAAUUUAAUUAACGCCAUCCGAACAGGAUAUGAUAAUAGAAUGCGAUCGUAAUCAAUUAGCAGACACUAAUCCUAAUCAAUAAUGUUGGUCACUUUGAUAUUGCUACUCGUUCGACAUGAAAAGACCAUAGAACCGAAUGAUAAAUAAAUAAGAGAAACCA